AUGUCUUCUACUAAUCUAGCAAAUGGAAAUGAGAAAAAUACAUUAAUUAUUCCACGUCUUGAAGAUUAUGACAUUAGUCCAAUAACUGGUUUUCUCCCAUCUAUUCCUCCCUUACAUCGUUUACCGGAUACUUAUUAUGAACGUUGGGAAAACUUGAUUGAUAGUUUUCAUAACUUAUUGUCAACUGGUUGUCUAAGAGAACAUGUUAAAUUGCUACCGAUUUUAAAAACAGAUAAACUUAAAACUUCUGCUGAAUAUCAACGUGCUUUUUUGGUUUUAUCAACACUAGCACAUGGAUAUGUUAGAGGCAACUAUGAAUCUCCAAUUGAUAGCAUACCAGCUUGUAUUGCUAUACCAUGGGUUGAAGUAUCCGACUAUCUUGGUGUUUCACCAGUAGUAAAUCAUGCGGCUGUAGUUUUAUGGAAUUGGCCCAUUGAAAGUUUUGGUGGAAAAGCAUCGGCAGCUAUUAUUUCUGCAAUACAAGCUGCUCAUGAUAAAAAUCACAAGCAAUUGAUCAUAGCUUUGAAAAUUAUUAGUUCAACCAUUGAUGAAUUCACAAAAAUUCUUCACAGGAUAUAUGAAAAAUGUGAUCCUUACAUCUUUUAUUGGAAGAUACGACCUUAUGUAUCUGGUUGGGAGAAUGAUGAAUCUUUACCAAAUGGAUUGAAAUAUGAAGGUGUGGAUGGAUGUGAUGAAAAUGGGAAUCCUAUUUAUCGUCAAUAUGUUGGUGGAAGUGCUGGUCAAAGCUCAUUGAUCCAAUCGUUGGAUAUCGUACUUAACAUUGAACAUUAUCCAACCGGUAUUAAGCCAAUUACAACCAAUAACUACAAUACUCACCAUUCUCAUAAUUCAUCUAAUGGGAACCUCAAUAACAAUAAUAAUGCGAGUAAAAACAAGCGGGAUCUACAUCAACAACAACCUUAUGUUUACAAGAUUCGUCAAAAUAUUCCUGGAAAUCAUCGAAGGUUUCUUGAAGAUUUGACAAAGGUUGCAAUCGUACGUGAUUAUAUUAUGUUAUGCAUUGGAUGCAAUGAUUCAGAAAUAAAUAAUAAACUGGAAAGUAAUAGAAUUUUUGAAAACAAUGAGUUGGUUGAAGCUUAUAAUGACUGUUUAGAUAAAAUGAAAACCUUCAGAUCAAAACAUUUACAAAUCGUUAGUGUUUACAUUUUAGCUCAAGCAUAUAUCAUCGAUGACUCUGUUACUAAUGGUGCUUCAACCAUUAAAGGCAAUACUAUCAAUAGCUCUGCCACUAACAUUUCUGCCGCUAAUUCUGCUAAUGAUACUAUUGCUAAAAUUGCUACUAAUGAUACCACAACCACUAACACCACUAAUUGGUGCGUUAGUAAUGAUCCAGUUGCAAAUGCCACUACUACCGCUAAUAUUAAAACUAAUGAUGUUAACAAAAAAAUUGUAAAUAAUAAAGUAACAACCACAUUAGCCGAAACUUCUAAUGAUUUAAAUAUAGUCAGAGAAUUUAAUUCAUUUUGUAUUAGAUCAAAUUCGGUUGUGCUUUAUUUGAUUAAAGGAAUAUACUUAAUACUUGUACAUGCUGCAACAAUUGAACAAAUAAUUGGCUAA
Molecule: messenger RNA, 1578 nt
Organism: Entrophospora candida
Lineage: Eukaryota; Fungi; Glomeromycota; Glomeromycetes; Entrophosporales; Entrophosporaceae
Source: the annotation of a GenBank genome assembly